AUGAUAAAGGAUCUUACCAACUUUAAAAAGGCUCCAAAAGAGCGUAGGGUGAAAUCUUAUGCCACAGGUCGUCUCAGUAAAUUGGAAGAUGAUUUGUCCACGUCAAAAUCCUACCACGAAGCCAUCAUUGGGGCAGAGUUAGUAGAGGCAAUCGAGAAAUCUUCGCCAAUGAUUGCGGCUUUGUCAGAUACGGGUGCUCCGCCCCUUUCUACAGCUGCAUCAUCAUCGCAUACGGGGAUUCGACUACCUCGAAUCGAUCUGCCAAAAUUCGACGGUUCAUAUACCACCUGGCGUGCUUUUCAAGAUAGGUUCCAGGCUCUCGUCCACAAUAAUAAGAGCAUAGACGACAUUGACAAACUGCACUUUUUACAAUCAUGUCUAAUUGGUGACGCAAAUCGAUUUUUGCAAAAUUUGUCAGUGGAGGCAGCGAAUUAUGAUAAGGCUUGGGAGCUUUUGAAGGAAAGGUAUGACCAUAAGCGCAUUCUGGUCCACAUCCAAAUGCAGAAGCUUUUUGGCCAACCCUCCGUGCCUUGUGAAACUGCUGCUGGUCUUCGGGAUCUUCUCUACACAACAAGAGAAUGUUGUCUGGCGUUAGAAAACAUGGACGUUCCGGUUUCUAAGUGGGAUACGGUUCUCAUUUGGUUCCUUAACCAAAAACUUCCUGGUACGAGCCAAAAACUAUGGGAAGAGAGGUUAGGAAACAGAAAGGACUUACCAAAUUUCAAAGAAUUUACCGAUUUUUUGGAAACUCGUUUCCGGACUUUGGAAGUUGUUGGUCAGCAGGAAACUAGAGCGGCAGGCAGAAACAAAGAUGAGCCACUCGUCAAUCCAAGGCCUCGUUUCCAGCCAGCCAAAGCAAAGGUGUUGCAUGCUAAACAGGUCGUUAAGCAGCCGGUCAAACCAAUUGCGAAGACAGUUCCUGUUGAGCAGUUGUCAUGUAAAUUGUGCAACCAAACCAAACACACGCUGAGAAGAUGUCAACGAUUCCUCAACAUGGACAUCAUGGGGCGAAAGGAGACAGUACGCAGACUAAAAGUAUGCGAAAAUUGUCUGUCUUAUGGGCACAUCGUUCAAGAUUGUCUAAGUUUCAGCAGUUGCUUUUUUUGCCAACAAAGGCAUCAUUCGCUGUUGCACCAACAACAAUACCAACAACAACAAUACCAACAACAACAACCACAGCAACCAACAACGUCAAAUACAUCUGCUCAGGCGAGGAACCACCGUACAAAUACUCUUCAGGCGUCCGUGAACCCUCACGCGCCUGAAUUCCAGCCGAUGACGGGACAACAACUCCAAUCAAACGGAUACACUUUGAAUUACCACACGUCGCAUGGUGAUCAUCGACAAACACACCAGGUGCUUCUAGCGACAGCAGUUGUGAAGGCGCGAGCAGCAGAUGGGAAGCUACGCCUUCUACGUGCUCUGAUCGACACAGGCUCAGAAACGUCCUUCAUCACAGAAGCUGCCGCACAACUGCUGAAGUUAGAAAAGCGACGUACCAUUGCCGAGGUAUCUGGGUUAGGGUUGGUCAGCAGCGGCAUAACGCAACACUCCGUCGAAGUACGUUUUGCAUCCCGACACUCGACGUUUGAGACAGCUGUACAAGCUUUGGUAUUCAAGUCGCUGACUGGGCAUCUCCCGACCCAACGAGUGACACCCGACACCCUGAACUCCGUUUCAGCCAAAUCAGACUGA
Molecule: messenger RNA, 1695 nt
Organism: Eupeodes corollae
Lineage: Eukaryota; Metazoa; Arthropoda; Insecta; Diptera; Syrphidae
Exons: 2
Coding region: 1-1695 (564 amino acids)
Biological process (GO): proteolysis
Molecular function (GO): aspartic-type endopeptidase activity
Source: RefSeq, a predicted model, not a curated record